ACUUAGAUUUAUUGACAAUAUACAUGUAUUUUCACAGUUGAGAGACAUUUAAAUUUAAAAAUAAUUAUUGUAUAAGUAAAACGUGGUCAGGUCACGUUUUAGGGACAGCUAAUGAGUUACUUUUCUAAAAUGAAGAUGUGGAGAUUUGUGAUUGUGUGUUUAAUGGCAUAUAUACAAAACGCAUUAUCAAAUGACUGCUCCCCUGCUAAUGUACAGAACAAUCUCCUAUCGUGUUUGAAUGGAAUAUGGAACAAGGCUAACGACAAGAGUGCAUUCUGGUAUGGAAGUAAUUGGGCGAGUAUUUGUGGAUAUAAUCCAUUUGCAGCACCCUACUGUACUGUCAUACAACAGCCUUAUACACCACAUAGUCUACUUAAUAGGGUUUAUGGAUUGGACUGGAAUUUGACCGUGAAUCCACUGAAACAGUACCUAGAUGUUACGUAUCAAACACCUACAGGUACUUACCCAAGUUGUGGAAAUACAUACACGGUGACCGAAUCAAAGACAUAUGAACUACAACCUUUACUGUCCAAAAAUACUCGCCCAUGGGAUGUACGGAAUAUUCCAACAAUAUCUUGGACGGCUUUACCUAAUAAGUUGUAUACAUUGUACAUUUUCGACACUGGAUCCUUCAUUGCACAUGGACUUUAUAUCAAUAUAAAUCAGAAUGACAUACAGAAUGCAGAGGCUAUCGUACACUACCAUGGACCUAAAAAUCCCACUGUACGAGAAAAUGCCUACGUGUUCAUGUUAUUCGAACAGAAAAAUAAAAUUGUUUUAACCAACGAAUGGAAUCAAAAACUGAGGCAGACUAUGGUAUCAACGGCCUAUAACACUACAGACGCAUUUGAGGAGCUUGAUCUAAUAGGACCAGUAGCGAUGAAUUGGCUAACAGCUGUAAAAGAUCCAUAUUCUGUUCAGUAUUUUGUCAACACUGGUCUUAUUAACAACUGUCCUAACAUGGUAACUGAAGCUUUGAAAAAGAAGAAAGUAAGUUUUAUACCAGAUGCUGUUGAUUUGUCCAUAUCUUUAGACAUCAGUCUUCACACGACAGCUUUACAUUUUGAUUCAUGUUGCACAAGUUAUAGAUAUCAAGAACAUACAGCUAAACUGAAUCCAAUUGGAGAUGGCUAUAUCAGUCCUGCUCACGCGAGAAGUGAGGCAACAUUAACUAUGACUCUUCUGAGAGAGGGUUUACUUUUCAUGCCUUCAGGAAACACAGAUGUACGUUAUACUUUACUCUGUGUCGACAUAUCUGUUCCAUACCCAGCAGCCGGAACUCCUGAUUUACCUCUUAUGCACAUGUUCGUUACUAAUAUCAACGGAAGUGAUAUUGCAUCUGGAGACAUAAUCCGAUCGUACCUAGGUCCAGCACCACCUGAUUCUGUUAACCACACCUACAUCUUUUUGUUGUAUACACAGACUUCAAUGCUAAACAAAGUUGACACUCAAUCCUAUCUAACACAAGGGUGUUCUGCUGGAAUAGAUGGUCGAUGUUUAUUCAACGUAACACGCUUUGUUGAUGGUUCCAAUCUGAAGCUUGUUGGUUCCACGUGGUUUCAAGCAACAACUGAUGAAUACAUCCGGUAUACGUAUGUUAACAGAGGAGACGAUGCGGACAGUGUAUGCAACAAUAUAAAUGGUUACGCUAAUCCAUGUCCAGUUACAGCAUCAAAUGACUGCUCCCCUGCUAAUAUAAAGAACGGUCUUCAGUAUUGUUUGAAUGGUAUUUGGAACAAGGCUAACGACAAUAGUGCAUUCUGGUUUGGAAGUAAUUGGGCGAGUAUUUGUGGACCUAAUCCAUUUGCCGCACCUUACUGCACAGUCAUACAACAGCCUUACACACCACACAGUCUACUUAACACAAUGUAUGGAUUGAACUGGAAUUUGACCGUGAAUCCACUUAAACAAUACCUACAUAUAACGUAUCAAUCACCCACAGGGUCAUAUCCAAGCUGUGGAAAUACAUACACGGUGACUGAAUCAAAGACGUUUAACCUUGAGCCGUUACUGUCGGAAAACACUCGGCCAUGGGAUGUACAGAACUUUCCAACAAUAACAUGGACGGCUUUACCAAAUAAAUUGUAUACAUUGUUCAUUUUUGACGCUGGCGCCUACAUAAAUCAUGGUGUUUUUAUCAAUAUAAAUCAAAAUGAUAUACAGAAUUCGGAGGUUAUCAAACCUUACAGUAACCCUAAAAAUCCAUCAGUAAGAGAACAACCCUACGUGUUCUUGUUAUUCGAACAAACAGAUCGAAUUAUUUUAACCGACGAGUGGUAUCAAAAGCUUAACCAGACGAUGGUAAAAGAGGCCUUUAACUAUACAGAAGUAUUUCAGGAGCUUAAUCUGACAGGACCAAUAGCGAUGAAUUGGCUAACAGCUGUUAAAGAUCCCUUUGUUGUACAGUACUGGGUUAAUGUUAAUUUAAUUAACAACUGUCCAAAUAUGGUGACUGAAGCUUUGAAAAAGAAGAAUAUAAGUUUUAUACCAAAUGAUGUUGACUUAUCCAUGUCAUUAUACAUCAAUCUUCACACGACAGCCUUGAAUUUUGAAUCAUGUUGCACAAGUUAUAGAUAUCAGGAGCAUACAGCAAAACUAAAUCCCAUUGGAGAUGGCUAUAUCAGUCCAGCGCAAGCGAGAAGUGAAGCAACAUUAACUAUGACACUUCAGAGAGAGGGCAUACUCUACAUACCAUCAUUUAAAACGGAUAUACAUACUUUACUAUGUGUCGACAUAUCUGUUCCAUACCCAGCAGCUGGAACUCCUGAUUUACCUCUUCUUCACAUGCUCGUUACUAAUAUCAACGGAAGUGAUAUUGCAUCUGGUGACAUAAUCCGAUCGUACCGAGGACCUGCACCUCCUGAUAAUGUAAACCACACGUACAUCUUUUUGUUAUAUACACAGACUUCAAUGCUAAAUGAAAAUGAAACUACGUCCUUUUUAACACAAGGGUGUUCGUCUGGUAUAGAUGGUCGAUGUUUAUUCAAUGUAACACGUUUUGUUGAUGGUUCCAAUCUAAAGCUAGUUGGUUCUACGUGGUUUCAAGCAACAAAUGAUGAAUACAUCCAGUAUAUGUAUGUUAACAGAGGAGAUGACUCGGACAGUGUAUGUAAUAACAUCAAGGGUUACGGGAAUCCUUGUCCCGUCGGAUCAACAGUUAUUGUCAAGUCUAGUAUGUUAUCUGUUUUUGUAUUGUGCAUACUGGCUUUCAUAUCAUUCACUAAAUGAAUUUACAAUUGAGGAGCACCAACCGUUAUAAUCUGGAAAUAUGAAAAUGAAAUACGUAACCGAAAUAAUUUUAUUAUAUUAUGUGUGCAAACAAACACAUGUCUCUCGUGUCCAAUUUCUUUGAAUAAUGAGAUGAUAUUGAAUUAACAAAUCACUAUACACUACUUACCAUUUCAUGAUAUUUGUUUACAAGCAAUGUGACUAACCAUGCCUGUCACAUUAUUUCUACCGGCGUUGUACAUUUCGAAUCUAUCAUCAAAACAAGUGCCAAAACAAAUCCGUUUUGUUUCUCUCUCUCGUUUGAUCAUUUUAGUGUCAUCAGUUGUGUAUUAUUAUGUAAAUGUGCUCGUAAAAGAAAUACUUUGUAAAAUGCCUCUAAUACAGAAUAUAAAUGUAUGAUAUUGUUGUUAAUUAAAUUCCCUCGUUUAAUUGGCAAUUAACAACACAGGCAUUAUUCUUAGCGUUAUCAUUGUAGCGCUAUAGAUCAUUGUUCACAAAUAAUAGUGCAAUAAAAUAGUUGAAGUUGGUGAAAAAACACUUUUUUUUUAUAAAGUGUAUAUCUUGCAACGUAAUAAUUUAUCUACGCCUUAUAUAAUUUCUGAGAUAUCUUUAACACUAUUGUCUUUAUGUGUGCUAUGAGUCGACGUUCUUAUUAUAUGUACGAUUUAAGUGUUUGAUAUGUCAUUCAUCAGUUCAUAAUUUCAUUUAUUUCAUUCCAUCUACUUUCUAAUUCAUCAUAUGACGUAAGACUGAGACUGACAAACGCCUAAAUGCACGUCACUGCACAAUUGAAGACACACAACUACACACAUGUAUGCUUCAGCUAAAACUUUGCACGCGUUUAAUGUAUAUAUAUAUAUAUAUGGUUUUAAUAUUACAUUGACUGCUUUUUUGCGUUUCUUAGUGGGCGCUUAAACACUUACAAAAUAAUUGCGAUAUGUAUUUACUGUUUAAACAAAUAUAAUAUACAGUUCCCGGAUAGAAUUUCAUUUUGUAAAAAUUAUGUCAAAAUAUAUGAUUGUUUCAUUUUCAAAUUCAUUAUCAAGAGUCGAGACGGCUUUUGCCCUCUUUUUAUAUGGUUUUCAAAUGCAAAAAAACUUAACUGCACCUAUGAAUUGUUUUAUUUGCAUAAUGUAUUUACGGUGUUUUUGUAGUGCUUUGAAGAACUUAUAGAUCUAUCAGUUCUUGGUCUAUAUUUAGCUUGACUUGUUAUAAAUAGAUUAUGAAAUCAUGUAUUUGUUUUCAAAAUUUGUUUGAAGAUUUUGUUUAUUUUGAAAUAAAAAUGUAUUUUAAAUAGUUUAAUAAAAGUGGCACUUAGUCUCUGUUUGACACAUAGCUGAUGGGGUGAUAGAGCAAGCAGAUUGUGACCCCUUUAAUUUGUUUUUUAAUAUAUUAUUCUGCAUUUUCUUUUUAAUUUCAAAUUCAAUGUAAUAAACUAUAACGUCUUAAACAUAAUAUCCAUAUCAUUCGGGUUUUAUUCACAGAACGUACUAUAUAUUUCAUUUUUGUUUAUACAUAAUGGUGAUAUAUUUAUUACUUACAGACUGUCAAUGUCACAAGUUAACUUAAUAAAGAAUUUCAAAUAG
This is a messenger RNA of Mytilus trossulus (common blue mussel), 4814 nucleotides long. RefSeq lists its product as uncharacterized. Lineage: Eukaryota; Metazoa; Mollusca; Bivalvia; Mytilida; Mytilidae. The record is from RefSeq and is a predicted model, not a curated record. The transcript has 17 exons. Bases 112 to 3228 code for a protein of 1038 amino acids.